Messenger RNA from Heterobasidion irregulare TC 32-1, 1282 nucleotides. RefSeq lists its product as uncharacterized. The coding region runs from base 91 to 1197 and encodes 368 amino acids. Gene Ontology annotation, biological process: L-homoserine biosynthetic process; aspartate family amino acid biosynthetic process. NCBI's taxonomy places the organism in Eukaryota, Fungi, Basidiomycota, Agaricomycetes, Russulales, Bondarzewiaceae. Gene Ontology annotation, molecular function: NADP binding; homoserine dehydrogenase activity; aspartate kinase activity. The transcript is spliced from 4 exons. The record is from RefSeq and is a predicted model, not a curated record.
CAUAGGCCGACGUACAGUCUGUCUAGGUUGUGGACAACUUAACUUCGUGCCUACCUAAACAACUAUUUUGUCCCGCCGCGACCUGCUAACAUGUCUUCCUCUUCUGCCCUAAAGUCUGUGUAUGUUGCCGUUGUCGGCGUCGGCCUCGUCGGUGGUGAAUUCAUCCAGCAACUCCUUUCCUUCCCAUCGCCAAACCAUUUCCGCAUCGUCUCGCUUUCGUCAUCCAAAACCUCCAUCUUUCAUCAUGAAGGUCUCGAAUUCCCGAAUGCAGACUGGAAGACGCAGCUGCAGACGUCGAGCACCGACCCGAGCUUGCCCAAGCUGCUGCAGGACCUCGCACGUCUCGUCAGACCGGGGGCGGACGUAGUGCUGGUGGAUAACACAUCCUCUGACGACAUCGCCGUGUUUUACCCGGAAGUCUUGAAGGCUGGGAUCAAUAUCAUCACCCCGAACAAGAAGGCGUAUUCUGCCGGGUUGACGUUGUACGAGAAAAUUCUGGCGGCAAGCUUGGACAGCGGGGCACGAUUCUUGAACGAGGCGACUGUUGGUGCUGGGCUGCCCAUCAUCUCGACUUUGAAAGACCUGGUUGCUACCGGAGACAAGGUUACAAAAAUUGAAGGUGUCUUUUCGGGAACGAUGAGCUACAUCUUCAAUGAAUUUUCCACUGGAAAAGCAGGAGGCCCUAGCUUUUCGUCCGUUGUCAGCGUUGCCCGCGAGAAGGGUUAUACGGAACCGCACCCCGCAGAUGAUUUGAACGGCGCGGAUGUGGCGCGGAAGCUCACCAUCUUGUCCCGUAUCAUCCCUUCUCUGCGGUCUGCUCUCCCAGAAGGAUAUCAAUCCGUCAAAACUACUUCACUCGUUCCCACUGAGCUAGAGGGUGUCAAGACCGGUGAUGAGUUCGUCUCCAAGCUUCCGGCGUUCGAUGAUCACUAUGACCAGAUGCGCACGGAGGCCACACGGGAGAACAAAGUGCUUCGCUUCGUCGGCGUCAUCGACGUCGAAUCCGGUCUUAUCAAAGCAGACUUGGAAAAAUAUCCUGAUACCCACCCAUUCGCCACCUCGCUAGGAGGUUCCGACAACAUCGUCAUGUUCCACACCGAACGCUAUGGUGCCAGACCGUUGAUUGUUCAGGGCGCGGGCGCGGGCGCAGCCGUUACAGCGAUGGGGGUUAUGAGCGAUUUGUUGAAACUCGUGUAAUUGAUAUCGAGAACAGCUGUAGCCUUAGUUCUGGAGAAGUAGUAAACAAUGGAGUGCGUUAAAUCAUUGCCUCUUGUCCGCAUUC